Molecule: messenger RNA, 1707 nt
Organism: Phlebotomus argentipes
Lineage: Eukaryota; Metazoa; Arthropoda; Insecta; Diptera; Psychodidae
Gene: Rep
Product: rab proteins geranylgeranyltransferase component A
Exons: 2
Coding region: 92-1636 (514 amino acids)
Biological process (GO): vesicle-mediated transport; protein geranylgeranylation; small GTPase-mediated signal transduction
Cellular component (GO): cytoplasm; cytosol; Rab-protein geranylgeranyltransferase complex
Molecular function (GO): GDP-dissociation inhibitor activity
Source: RefSeq, a predicted model, not a curated record
AGUUGCGUUUUGUGUGUGUUUUCUUGGAAGAAUUUUCUUCACGCAUUUUACCUAAUUUUCCUACACGAACAGCAAUCCAGAGUGUCUUGAAAUGACUGAGGAUCGCGAGGACUUGCCUAAGGAGUUUGAUUUGACGGUGAUUGGUACAGGCCUCACGGAGUCAAUUGUCGCAGCUGCAGCCAGUCGUAUUGGCAAAUCCGUGCUGCAUCUGGACGUGAAUGAGUACUAUGGCAGCUACUGGGCCUCCUUCAACUUGCGCAACUUGCAGACACUGCGCGAGGAGAUUCCGGAGCAGAAGGAAAUCAUGGAGACGAACGAGAUUCAGUUGUGGCGACACAGAAACCAAGUGCAGAAUGUCCAGAUGAGCUGGCAUGUGCCCGAGGACAGUGCGGAUGAGGGCGCCUGGACACAGAACAGGAUUAUGCGAGAGAGUCACAAGUUCAACAUCGACCUGGCGCCCAAGCUGCUCUUCGCACGAGGCGCCAUGGUUGAGCUGCUGAUCUCAUCCAACAUCUGCCGCUAUGCUGAGUUCCGGGCCGUGGAUCGCGUGGCGACGCUAUACGAGGACACCAUCCGGACGGUGCCGUGCUCGCGCGCGGACGUGUUUAACACGCAGGAGGUGACAAUGGUGGAGAAGCGCCUCCUAAUGAAGAUGCUCGAAACGUGCAUGCAGUGCGAGGAAGGCAAUGAGGAGUUUGAGUACAACCGCGAGAGCACGUUCCUGCAGUACCUGGAGGGGCGUCGGCUGCCACAGAAGCUCACUCAUUACCUCCUCGAUGCCAUCAGCAUGUCCAACGAGCAUACAUCCUUCGAGGAGGGCAUCCUGCGCGUGAGGCGCUUCAUCGAGAGCCUGGGCAGGUACGGCAACACGCCCUUCCUCUUUCCCAUGUACGGCUGCGGCGAGCUGCCGCAGUGCUUCUGCCGGCUGUGCGCCGUCUUCGGCGGCAUCUACUGCCUGCGGCGCCCCAUCGAGCGCAUCAUGCAGCAGGCGGCGGGCGAGGGGCGGCGCCUGGUCAUACAGAUUGGGCAGCAAGAGGUGCAGACUGACCACAUUGUCUUCGGCUCGGGCUCGAUCUCCAUCACGGGCGACUAUCAGAACAGGAGCUGCCUGGCGGGCCUGCCGGAGAUGAUCAUGCCCAGGAAGUGCGGCAACAUGUCACGCGGCAUCUUCCUCGUGGACUCGCCACUGGGCGGAGCGGCUGAGAAUACCGGUGGCGGCGGCGUGGCCCUGCUGAAGCUGCCUCCUGCUCCCGGAGCGACGGCCGACAAGCAGGGCGCCUUCGUGAUCCAACUCAGCCACCAGAGUGGCACCUGUCCGCCAGGACUCCAUGUGAUUCACAUUACCUGUGACGCCGAUAUCGAUCCGCGAUUGGAUUUGCAGCCCUACGUGGAUCAGAUCUUCACGCAGGGGGAGGGCAAGCCGCGCAUCCUCUACUCGCUGUACUUCACCAUUCCGCAGUGCUUCAAAUGUGAUAACUACGAAAAGCUGCCGGCGGGAGUGCACCUGGCCUGCGGCCCAUACCUCGAGCUUGACUACGACACCUCGAUUAACCAGGGCAGGGAACUCUUCCGCAGCAUCUACCCGAACGAGGAGUUCCUGCCGCGCUGCCCCGAGCCUGAGGAGAUUGUUAUCUGAGCGCUUAACCUGAUUCCCCCAAAGUGAGCGAAUUGUAAUUCAUUGCGAGAAUAAAAGACACGAAUCAAAAA